This is a messenger RNA of Salvia hispanica, 2937 nucleotides long. Its product is annotated as putative LRR receptor-like serine/threonine-protein kinase At1g63430. The record is from RefSeq and is a predicted model, not a curated record. NCBI's taxonomy places the organism in Eukaryota, Viridiplantae, Streptophyta, Magnoliopsida, Lamiales, Lamiaceae. Gene Ontology annotation, biological process: protein phosphorylation. Gene Ontology annotation, molecular function: ATP binding; protein binding; protein kinase activity.
UUAAGCAAAAGCUAAUUAACCACUAAAACCCCUCUCCCAUUUUUUUCCUGCUUUGUCCUCAUCUUUCAGCAUCAAACAUAACUGAGAAAUUCAAAUUCAUUCCAUUUUAAUGCCAAUUUCUUUACUCCCAAAACCAAAAUCACAUAAAAACAUUCUGCCUUUUUCCUGCUAUAGCCUUGAUUUUCUGUUCAAUUUAUCCAUUUUCUUUCUCUCUCUGACACCAAACACCUCUCUUUGAAUCCAAGUCUUCCUCAUUUGUGGAAACUCCUUCUCAUUUUCCAGUAGCCUUUGCUUUCAUCGGUAGUUACUGAUUUUGAUUCAAGAUUUGCUACCAAGCUUGCUAUCUUUUAAUUCCCCACAUUCUUAGUGCAAAAAAAGAUAGAAUCUUGGCUUUCUUAUUCUGGUUUUGUUUCUCUUUCUCUUUCUCUUCUUUCAUAAACCCACCUUCUUCUUCAUCUGCUUUUUAGCUUCACCCUUUUUAGCACUUUUUCCCCUUUUUCUUGAGUUUUAUUUUGUGGGUCUCUUGAUUUUGGUGGUUGUUGUUGUUUAGAUGAGUUCUUGAGUGUGGAGGGGCUGUGUGUGGUAAAAAAGAUGAUAUCUUUACCUCUUUUGCUCGGUUUAGGACUCUUCUUCGCAGAUUGCUUCGCAUUUCCCUCAAAUGAAGUUGAAGCUUUGACUGCUUUCAAGAGAGCUAUAUUUGAGGACCCUUUGCUGGUGCUGUCAAAUUGGAACCCUCUUGUUUCAGAUCCUUGCAAUUGGUCCGGCGUUUAUUGCUCGAACGCGGGAGACCACGUCGUAAAGAUUAAUAUAUCUGAUGCAUCUAUAAAAGGGUUUAUUGCACCGGAGUUUCACAAGCUCUCUGCCUUGCAAGAGUUACUUUUGCAUGGGAAUUUGUUGAUUGGUACCAUACCUAAGGAGAUUGGCCGGCUGACGAACCUCAGGGUGUUGGAUUUGGGGUCGAACCAGCUGACAGGCUCAAUCCCACACGAGAUUGGUAACUUAACCGGCAUCCAGAAAAUAAACCUUCAGUCCAAUGUGUUAACUGGGAAAUUGCCUUACGAACUCGGGACCCUAAGAUACCUUGAGGAGCUUCGGCUCGAUAGAAACAAGCUUCUAGGAACUAUCCCUGCUGCGAAUGGCUCUGAUUUUUCGCCUGUCAAGCAUGGAAUGUAUGCUUCGAAUACCAGCCAUUUGGGGUUUUGCGGAGCCUCCCAAUUGAAAGUAUUCGACUUAUCACACAACUUUUUCGUUGGAAGCAUUCCCGGUUGCUUGGACUACGUACCUAGAUCGAGUUUUCUCGGGAACUGCCUUCAAGAUAAGGAUCCCAAGCAGCGUCCUGCUGCGCAAUGUGGUAAUGCUUCGCCUAAUAAAACUCACACGGGAGUCAACGCGAAGCACAAGCCUAUUGAAGAUCGGCCGUCAGGACAUCAAUCGAGGAGCUCAAAACCAGUGUGGAUCUUGGUUCUUGAAAUAGUGACGGGGUUCUUGAUUGGUUCGCUCUUUGUGGUUGCUGUUUUCACCAUCGCUCACAAGUGGAAGAGACGGCCUUCGAUCAUUAUUCCGUGGAAGAAGUCUUCGAGCACAAAAGAUUACAUGACCAUGUACAUAGAUUCUGAGGCAAUGAAGGAUGUCGUGAAAUAUAGCAGAGAAGAGCUCGAGUUAGCCUGUGAGGAUUUCAGCAACAUCAUCGGUUCGUCUCCGGAUAGUGUGGUAUACAAAGGCACUGUGAAAGGCGGGCCCGAGAUUGCUGUGAUAUCUUUCUGUAUCAAAGAAGAUCAAUGGACAGGUUAUCUGGAGCUUUACUUUCAAAAAGAGGUGGCUGACUUAGCUAGAUUAAACCAUGAAAACACCGGGAAACUGCUUGGCUAUUGCAGAGAAAGCAGCCCGUUUACGAGGAUGCUGGUGUUCGAGUAUGCAUCUAACGGGACACUUCACGAACACCUUCACUAUGGGGAAGGAUGCCAGUUUUCUUGGACGCGGCGAAUGAAAAUUAUCAUCGGGAUUGCUCGGGGGCUUAAGUAUCUGCACACGCAGCUCGACCCUCCGUUUACUAUAUCGGAGUUGAAUUCUAGUUCCGUCUAUCUGACCGACGACUUCUCCCCUAAGCUCGUUGAUUUCGAAUGCUGGAAGACGAUAAUCUCGAGAUCGGAGAAGAGCUCAGGGACGAUAAGCAACGAAGGAGCGGUUUGCAUCCUUCCGAGCUCGAUGGAGGGUCGUCAUCUAGACGUGCAGGGCAACAUCUACGCGUUCGGGAUUCUCUUACUCGAGAUUGUGAGUGGAAGGCCUCCAUAUUGCAAAGAGAAAGGGUGCUUAGUCGACUGGGCAAAAGAGUUCUUAGAAAUCCCAGACGUGAUGUCGUACGUAGUGGAUCGCGAGCUGAAGCAUUUCCGAUACGAGGACCUCAAAGUGAUAUGCGAGGUGGUGAACCUGUGCAUCCAUCCUAACUCGAGCCAGAGGACGACCAUGCGGGAGCUGUGCUCAAUGUUGGAGAAUGGGAUCGACACUUCCAUAUCGGCGGAGAUGAAGUCAUCGCUGGCUUGGGCUGAGCUCGCGCUCGGCUUGUGACGGGAUCGUUCAAUCUAACACUGUACAUGUGAAAAAAGACGGGUACCCGGAUACUACUCGAAUUCUAACCUUUGGUGGUCGUGCGUGCGUGUGAUGUGUAGUCGUAGGUUUCGAGAUCCUCCGACGCGUAUGUGAGUCGUCGGGGGAUCCCUCGUGCAACGUGAAAUCGUAGAUUACGACGACGUCGUAAGUAACUUGGAAGCUCUCAUUCUUUGUAUAUUUAAGGCCUCAAAAUGAAAAGUUGGUCUACUUGCAUUAAGACAGGAGAUUUAGGUUUGAUUAUGGUCUAACAUGUUAUGACAAUGAUGUCUGUUACAAAUUGAUAUAUAGCCAACCUUACUGAAAUAAGCUUGUUUAGCUUUUCAAGAUUAA